This is a messenger RNA of Lindgomyces ingoldianus, 2536 nucleotides long. RefSeq lists its product as uncharacterized. The record is from RefSeq and is a predicted model, not a curated record. Gene Ontology annotation, biological process: negative regulation of protein kinase activity; eisosome assembly; endocytosis. Lineage: Eukaryota; Fungi; Ascomycota; Dothideomycetes; Pleosporales; Lindgomycetaceae. Gene Ontology annotation, cellular component: eisosome filament; plasma membrane; SAM complex. The transcript is spliced from 8 exons. The coding region runs from base 1 to 2205 and encodes 734 amino acids. Gene Ontology annotation, molecular function: lipid binding.
AUGGUUCUGGAGCUGCAUGUCUGGGGACCUGCAUUUGGGCUUCCUUCAAUCGACGCAGAAUGCAUUGCCGCAAUAGCGUACUUUCACCGCAUUGUUCCGUAUCCACAGUGGGUGCUCGUGGCGAAUCAUGACACGUCUACCAGCCCAAGACGCGAAUUUCCUGUUCUGAUUGACAGCAUUGUGCGAGCUACUGGCUUUUCUGCAAUUGUUUCAUACCUACGAAACCACCGCUCAGGAGCGUACGAUUUGGACUACAAUCUUACGCAUGAAGAGCAGACAGAUAGGACUGCAUUCAUAUCGUUCCUUCAAUCAACUGCCGGCCCGCUCGUCGACCUCAACCUCUAUGUCUCUUCCGAGAAUUACAACUCAACCACAUCCUCUGCAUAUACAGCGAUUCUUCCGUGGUACACGAAUUACACGAUUCCCCCGGCACGUCGAGACCUCGCCAGAGCACGAACCGCUCAUCUGGGCCUCAGCAGCCUUGACGUAAACAUAGCAGAGCAAGAUGGAUUUGAGCGGGGCGGUAGUCGCGUUAGGUCAGAGUUCGAGGCUGCCAAAAAGGCUGCGGGACCCCCAUCUGAGAGUCGAACAACACAACCGCAAACACUAAGCAUGGGCCGUGGCAAGGGCAUUCAAGGUCUUCUUAGUUCCCCCAUCUAUGCUGCCCGGUUCAGGCUUGACACACUGACAAACGACCUGCUUGAGCCAUUGUCAAAUCUUCUAGGAAAGAAAGAUUACCUACUCGACGGUGGCAAGCCAUCAAGCCUGGACUGCCUUGCGUUUGCCUACCUAGCCUUGAUGUUUUAUCCGCCAGUACCACAGCCGUGGCUCAAAGAAGCUAUACAAGCCCGCUACUCCCGCAUUCUCAGAUAUAUCUGGCGGAUGCGGGAAGAGCUUCUUGGUGGUGAUGAGGUCAAGGCUGCAGACGUGUGGUUUAUCUCCUCGCACAAAGGAACCGAUGCAGAGGUCGAGGGUGCGCUAGAUCAACGAGGCAUGCACUUGCCGUGGCGUCCCAGACCAACGGGAACUCAUCUAUCGACUUGUGCUAUUGCAGUACGCGAGGUGGCAAGCAAUCUUCCUGUCAUUUCCACUCUCCUGCGGCAGGGAGCCGUCGCUUAUGCAUCCCCUCCCAGGAGUACGAAGAGGGUCUCGUCUUCGACAUAUAGCAUGAGGCAAUCUCGCGCCCCCACGGCGUCGCAAAUUCAAAACCCACCGCCACCGGCCUCGUCAACCAAGACUGGCCGGUUCUUUGGCAAAAGCAAUCUUGGGCACACCUUCCGGCGCAGCGCUGCGGGAGCCUUCGGACCUGAACUAGCCAAGAAGCUGUCACAAUUGGUAAAGAUGGAGAAGAACGUCAUGCGCAGCAUGGAGCUGGUCUCAAGAGAAAGGAUGGAGGUUGCUCAACAACUGUCUAUUUGGGGCGAGGCAUGCGACGACGAUGUCUCCGAUGUCACCGACAAGCUCGGCGUCUUGAUUUACGAGAUCGGCGAGCUCGAGGACCAGUUUGUGGAUCGUUACGAUCAGUAUCGCGUUACGAUCAAGAGCAUCCGUAACAUCGAGGCAUCCGUCCAGCCCAGCCGCGAUCGGAAGCAGAAAAUAACCGAUAACAUUGCGCAAUUGAAAUACAAAGAGCCGAACUCGCCUAAGAUUGUUGUCCUCGAACAGGAGCUCGUUCGGGCCGAAGCCGAGUCCCUAGUUGCCGAAGCCCAGCUAUCCAACAUCACCCGCGAGAAGCUCAAAGCAGCGUUUACAUACCAGUUUGAUGCGAUGCGCGAGCAUUGCGAGAAGCUGGCCAUCAUUGCGGGCUAUGGGAAGCACCUUCUCGAGCUUGUGGAUGACACACCAGUGACCCCCGGCGAGACGAGGAAUGCUUAUGACGGAUAUGAGGCGAGCAAGGCAAUCAUCCAAGACUGCGAGGAUGCCCUUACCAACUGGGUCCAGCAAAACGCCUCCGUUACAUCCAAGCUCUCUGUUCGCGCCCGCACUCUCUCCCAACGCCGCCGAAACGCCGCCCGCCGUCAGGGGGAAGGUGUGGAUCUCUCCCAUCAAGACCAGCCUCUUGACAACAGGGAGUCUGGUCUCUGGAUCCCAGCCUCGGAACAUCAAGGUAACGGAUAUGAAGAUGAAGAAGAGGAGGAAGAUGCCCCAUCUACCAUUGCUACAGAGACUCGAGGCCGGGAGGAGGAAAGACCCGUAGCUGCUUAACUAUCAGGCUAACAUUCCCGACAGUGUUCUACUCCGUUGAUGAAAUAUCUCCCAGAGCGAGCUCGGUGUAUAUCCACGAUGGAGCGGAGGAUAUUGUAGGGGAAGCGGAUGAUUUUGCAACUGUAGCUCAGGCUAUAUGAGGGAUUGCUGUUGAUGCGUCACAUGUUGUUCUUGGAGGAUUUGAUGGCGCAUAUUGGCACACAAACGUUUUGUUUCAUUCCCACUAUUCCCACACUCUGGAUUCAAAAGGAGGGAAGGGGUCAGGAUUCCUAGCUUGAAGGAAGAUGUAUAGUAGCGAAGUAGUAAUCUCAGAGCUUGACUUAUCACAUUC